Messenger RNA from Amyelois transitella, 3463 nucleotides. RefSeq lists its product as uncharacterized. The transcript has 4 exons. Bases 85 to 3342 code for a protein of 1085 amino acids. Lineage: Eukaryota; Metazoa; Arthropoda; Insecta; Lepidoptera; Pyralidae. The record is from RefSeq and is a predicted model, not a curated record.
CACAUUCGAUAUAAUUAUGUUUGUUUUGGUAACCGUAUAUCGGGUAUAUAAGCUAGUAAUGUCACAGUACCACUAAAUACAACCAUGAGGUACUUCGCGCUAUUAGCCCUUGUGGCUUUCGUAGCCGUCUCUGCGUAUCCAUCCAGGUCGGUGGAGUCCUCAUCUCCAAUCUUGGAGUCGGAGUCGUCUUACAGCAGCAGCUCCAGCUCCAGCGCUGCCCAAGCUGAGUCCUUCUCGUCCAGCCAAUACAGUAGCAGUUCCGAUGGUUCAGAAAGCUCAUCAUCAAGUUCGAGCGAAUCGAGCCAGAGCGCUUCGCAACAAGCCCAGGAAAGCUCAAGCAGCUCCAGUUACUCAGAUGGCUCUUCUUCUAGCCAAAGUUCUGAGAAGAAAUCGUCAAGCGCCAGCGCUUCCAAAAGCGCAUCGUCUUCUAUCAGCAAAAAGAGCCUUUCGAUCGGGAAGAAGAAGCUUGGACAUGGAUUGAUUAUUGGUGGACCAGGCCCAGUUGUUCCAGGCGGACCGUGUGAAGGAGGUUCUGGUAGUUCUAGUGGCAGUUCCAGCUCUUCUGGCUCAAGCUCUGGUUCAAGCAGCGGUUCCCACAGCGGCUCUAACAGCGGAUCACACAGCGGCUCUAACAGCGGAUCACACAGCGGCUCUAAAGGUGGUUCACACAGCGGCGCUAACAGCGGAUCCCACAGCGGCGCUAACAGCGGAUCACACAGCGGCUCUAACAGCGGAUCACACAGCGGCUCUAACAGCGGGUCACACAGCGGCUCUAACAGCGGAUCACACAGCGGCUCUAAAGGUGGUUCACACAGCGGCUCUAAAGGUGGUUCACACAGCGGCGCUAACAGCGGAUCCCACAGCGGCGCUAACAGCGGAUCACACAGCGGCUCUAACAGUGGUUCACACAGCGAAUCACACAGCGGCUCUAACAGCGGAUCACACAGCGGCUCUAACAGCGGAUCACACAGCGGCUCUAACAGCGGAUCACACAGCGGCUCUAACAGCGGAUCACACAGCGGCUCUAACAGCGGAUCACACAGCGGAUCACACAGCGGAUCACACAGCGGCUCUAACAGCGGAUCACACAGCGGCUCUAAAGGUGGUUCACACAGUGGAUCCCAUAGCGGCGCUAACAGCGGAUCACACAGCGGCUCUAACAGCGGAUCACACAGCGGCUCUAACAGCGGAUCACACAGCGGAUCACACAGCGGAUCACACAGCGGCUCUAACAGCGGAUCACACAGCGGCUCUAAAGGUGGUUCACACAGUGGAUCCCACAGCGGCGCUAACAGUGGUUCACACAGCGAAUCACACAGCGGCUCUAAAGGUGGUUCACACAGCGGCUCUAACAGCGGAUCACACAGCGGCUCUAACAGCGGAUCACACAGCGGCUCUAACAGCGGAUCACACAGCGGCUCUAACAGCGGAUCACACAGCGGCUCUAAAGGUGGUUCACACAGUGGAUCCCACAGCGGCGCUAACAGUGGUUCACACAGCGAAUCACACAGCGGCUCUAAAGGUGGUUCCCACAGCGGCUCUAACAGCGGAUCACACAGCGGCUCUAACAGCGGAUCACACAGCGGCUCUAAAGGUGGUUCACACAGCGGCGCUAACAGCGGAUCCCACAGCGGCGCUAACAGCGGAUCACACAGCGGCUCUAACAGCGGAUCACACAGCGGCUCUAACAGCGGAUCACACAGCGGCUCUAACAGCGGAUCACACAGCGGCUCUAACAGCGGAUCACACAGCGGCUCUAAAGGUGGUUCACACAGCGGAUCCCACAGCGGCGCUAACAGUGGUUCACACAGCGAAUCACACAGCGGCUCUAACAGCGGAUCACACAGCGGCUCUAACAGCGGAUCACACAGCGGAUCCCACAGCGGCGCUAACAGCGGAUCACACAGCGGCUCUAACAGCGGAUCACACAGCGGCUCUAACAGUGGAUCACACAGCGGCUCUAACAGCGGAUCACACAGCGGCUCUAACAGCGGAUCACACAGUGGCUCUAAAGGUGGUUCACACAGCGGAUCCCACAGCGGCGCUAACAGUGGUUCACACAGCGGAUCCCACAGCGGCGCUAACAGUGGUUCACACAGCGGAUCCCACAGCGGCGCUAACAGUGGUUCACACAGCGGAUCCCACAGCGGCGCUAACAGUGGUUCACACAGCGGAUCCCACAGCGGCUCUAAAGGUGGUUCACACAGCGGUAGUGGAUCCCAAUCUGGAAGCAGCUCUGGCUCAAGCAGCGGCAGCCAAUCUGGAAGCAGCUCUGGCUCAAGCAGCGGCAGCCAAUCUGGAAGCAGCUCUGGCUCAAGCAGCGGCAGUCAAUCAGGAAGCAGCUCUGGCUCAAGCAGCGGCAGCCAAUCUGGAAGCAGCUCUGGCUCAAGCAGCGGCAGUCAAUCUGGAAGCAGCUCUGGCUCAAGCAGCGGCAGCCAAUCUGGAAGCAGCUCUGGCUCAAGCAGCGGCAGUCAAUCAGGAAGCAGCUCUGGCUCAAGCAGCGGCAGUCAAUCAGGAAGCAGCUCUGGCUCAAGCAGCGGCAGCCAAUCUGGAAGCAGCUCUGGCUCAAGCAGCGGCAGUCAAUCUGGAAGCAGCUCUGGCUCAAGCAGCGGCAGCCAAUCUGGGAGCAGCUCUGGCUCAAGCAGCGGCAGUCAAUCUGGAAGCAGCUCUGGCUCAAGCAGCGGCAGUCAAUCAGGAAGCAGCUCUGGCUCAAGCAGCGGCAGUCAAUCAGGAAGCAGCUCUGGCUCAAGCAGCGGCAGCCAAUCUGGAAGCAGCUCUGGCUCAAGCAGCGGCAGUCAAUCUGGAAGCAGCUCUGGCUCAAGCAGCGGCAGCCAAUCUGGAAGCAGCUCUGGCUCAAGCAGCGGCAGUCAAUCAGGAAGCAGCUCUGGCUCAAGCAGCGGCAGUCAAUCAGGAAGCAGCUCUGGCUCAAGCAGCGGCAGCCAAUCUGGAAGCAGCUCUGGCUCAAGCAGCGGCAGCCAAUCUGGAAGCAGCUCUGGCUCAAGCAGCGGCAGUCAAUCAGGAAGCAGCUCUGGCUCAAGCAGUGGAUCCCAAUAUGAAAGCAGCAGUUCCUCUUCAUCCCAAAGCCAAUCGUCAUCCCAAUCUAGCCAAUCCGCUAGACAGAGCGAAUCAGUCAGCCAAUCAGGUGGCAAGACCGUUCAGUCAUCAAGUCAGUCCAGCCAAUCAGCGAGCGCAGCUAAUCAGGCGUCCAGCCAAUCACAGAGCUCCAGUGAAUCAAGCGCCGACGGUUCCUCAUAUUCGAGUAGCUCAUACGAAAGCGAAUCUUCUUCAGCUUCCUCAUCUUAUUCAGAAUCUUCCUCGUCUUCUUACACCGAAGACUGCUAGAUGACUCGUCGAGGUUGUGUUUGUAUUUGUACAAAAUCACAUAACACGAAAGUUCUCACUGUCAACCGAGCGCGAUUAUUGUAUUGAAAUGUGUUUGCAAAUAAAUUUGAAUGAAUAAUUA